Molecule: messenger RNA, 402 nt
Organism: Loa loa (African eye worm)
Lineage: Eukaryota; Metazoa; Nematoda; Chromadorea; Rhabditida; Onchocercidae
Exons: 1
Source: RefSeq, a predicted model, not a curated record
ACAUAUUUUUCAAAGAAAAUUUUAAUUUUUAGUACAUUCCCUUUUUUUUUUGUAUUAUUCGCCUCUCUUCUCAUUUCAUGCUUUGCCUUAUAUUACACAAAUAAAACACCCUUACCUUCAUUCUUCCUUUUCAUAUCAAAAGUCAUCAUGUGGACAUUUAUAUCAUUUGUUGAUGAAAUAAAAUCUUCACACUUAUCCACCCACAUACACAAUACCCACGUACACACACCCACGUAUACACACCACAUACACACCCACAUACGCACACAUAUGCACACAUACACGUACACACACAUAUAUAUUUGUGUAUUAUAUACCUUUGAAAGAUUACUUGGCUGCUGUCUUCAUAACUUCAUCAACUUUACCGUAAUGCCUAUUUCAAAAGAAGAUAAAAUACGGUAG